UCAAAUUUUAGGGACAGCUGCGUGGGUCUUCUUUUCCAACUGAAGAAAGUAUUAUUUUCCCUGCGUUUCUUCACUUCGCCUUGUUCCGCGCUGCGGAGCUGCAGUGAUGUCAGCCUGCCUGGGUGAUUUGAAGGUCAGCAGCCUCGGAAGGGUUCAUACAGAGUUCACCGGCAUAUAUUAAGCAUUUCAAUCUUUCACUCUCUGUGGCAAAACUAGUUGGAAAUGAGUUGCACGGGGGGUGGAUAACCCAUUCGUCAUCGCAGAAGAAACGUGAGCUUUUAAACGCCGUCCGUGGUUCUUUUUUAUUAUUAUUAUUACAAGAGACAAAUUCUCCCGUUCGCGCGGGUUUUACCACCGCUCCCAAUGCGAGACGGGGCGAUUUCCAAAAAACAGGUCGGAUUAUUGUUAUUAUUAUGGAGUCUUCAGAGGUUCGCGGCAGGGCGGAGAGUAGACUCGGUGCAAGAAAUGAGGAUUUAGAAAAAGCGGCGGAGCGUUUCGGACUGAAAUAAUUAGUGAUUCCAGUGCGGGACGAAGGAGAAGAAGAGGAACGAAAUCCGCCGUGCCAAGGAGAGGGGGAGGGAGGGGGAGAGGAGUUCGACGGAGUUGCUUGCGCUUAUGUCGGCGAUUUUUAUCCAUCACACACAAGAGUAGUUGAACGAAGAGCCUCUUAUCAUGUUUGACUGCAUGGACAUGCUGACCGUAAGUCCCGGACAGAUGCUGGAUUUCUACACGUCCAGCCCGUCCUCCUGCAUGUUGCAGGAGAAGGCUCUGAAAGCAUGCAUCAGCGGACUGGCGCAUAGAGAGUGGCAACACCGCCGGAGCGCACACUCCAUUGAAACACAGAGCACCAGCUCUGAGGAACUUGUCCCCAGCCCACCAUCCCCACCACCCCCUCCUAGGGUGUACAAGCCCUGCUUCGUCUGCCAGGACAAAUCCUCUGGAUACCACUAUGGUGUCAGUGCCUGUGAGGGCUGCAAGGGUUUUUUCCGCCGAAGCAUCCAGAAAAACAUGGUGUACACGUGUCACCGGGACAAGAACUGCAUUAUCAACAAGGUGACGCGGAACCGUUGUCAGUAUUGCCGCCUACAGAAGUGCUUUGCAGUUGGAAUGUCCAAAGAGUCUGUUCGAAAUGACCGGAACAAGAAGAAGAAGGAGAGCCCAAAGCGGGAUCUGGCAGAGAGCUACGAGCUGACAACUGAGCUGGAGACAAUCAUUGAAAAGAUCCGUAGGGCUCAUCAAGAAACGUUCCCCUCCCUCUGCCAGCUUGGCAAGUACACGACGAACUCGAGUGCAGACCACCGUGUGAGGCUGGACCUAGGACUGUGGGACAAGUUCAGCGAGCUGGCCACUAAGUGCAUUAUCAAGAUUGUGGAGUUUGCCAAACGAGUGCCUGGCUUCACGGGGCUGACCAUUGCAGACCAGAUCACACUACUGAAAGCUGCCUGUCUCGACAUUCUGAUCCUGCGCAUCUGUACAAGAUACACUCCUGACCAGGACACCAUGACCUUUUCAGAUGGGCUGACCCUCAACCGGACGCAGAUGCACAAUGCUGGCUUCGGUCCGCUUACUGACUUGGUGUUCACUUUUGCCAACCAGCUCCUGCCCAUUGAGAUGGAUGACACAGAAACAGGCCUCCUCAGCGCUAUCUGUCUCAUCUCUGGAGAUCGUCAGGAUCUCGAGGAGCCCUCUAAAGUGGACCAGCUGCAGGAGCCACUGCUUGAAGCUCUCAAGAUCUAUGUGAGAAAGCGUCGGCCAAGUAAACCACACAUGUUCCCCAAAACCCUGAUGAAGAUCACAGACCUGCGCAGUAUCAGUGCUAAAGGAGCAGAGCGAGUCAUCUCUCUAAAAAUGGAGAUCCCAGGGUCCAUGCCACCGCUAAUCCAGGAGAUGCUGGAGAACUCAGAGGGCCAAGAUAGCCAGAGCAGCAGCAGCAGCACUUCAGCUGAGGUGGGGCCCAGACUCAACAGCAAGGGAAAUCGCAGCAAGGAUGCUGCUACUGUGGAAUCCCCUAAUUCCUCAGACAACGAGGAGGGUGCUGCCACGCCACCCAGAAUCGAGCCCUAGGAGGCACCCGGGGGCCUCGGAAACUCUCUGGCAUUACUUUGCUCAAAAACAUGGGCAAGAUGUACAUCCCUUAAAAUCUACCUAAGCUUGAUAUUCCAUUUUCCGUCCAUUUUGUCCCUAUUUUUCUCUCCAAUUUCCCCACAAUUCUUUCAUUGAAAAGAAUAUAACACAGAGGCCUCAAAGGAUCCCUGCUUUGUGUACAUUUCUGAAUUGAGCUCUUAUUUGACAUGCCUCUGGGACUGUGACAGGAAGGGCAUCGCUCUCACAAACCAGCAGAGAUAAUACUCCUCAGGUCUCCUGUGUAAAUUCUUAUCUGCAUGACGGGAGUUUGAUAAGUGUUUUCUCUGGCUCGCUCAGUCUUUCUCUGUCAUCUGUUUUCUUCUCUUGUAUCGUUGGCACAUACGCAUUGUACAUAUCAUUGAAUGGUUAGGUCUCUGUUUCUAAGAUGAAUUUUGUGGUGCUUUAUUCAUUGUCUCUGAGGUGACACAUCGAGGAUUAAAGCGGGGCUCAUUUUAAGUCCUUCAAAAAGUUAUCUAGAACGUUACUGCAUAUAGACAUCAUGGAAGUCUAAUAUUUUAUAUUUCUUAUUAUAUUUAAAACGUUUUAUCUUUUAUAACCGUUUUGGGUUCACAUUUCUCCGUGAAUAAGUGUACAUCCAGACGUCGACAGCCGAGUUUGUUCGUUUGUUUCCUCGAAGGAGGAAAGCACAAGAGCAGAAGCCUGGAGAUACACGCUGAUCAGAUUGGUCAUGUCUGUUUUGCUUCAACCUUCCAGGUAAACUGCUGAGACCGAUUGUAGAAGCUUAGAUUGAGAAUGCACCAGUCUAUGAAAUCAACUCAUCUUGUCAAAACUGAUUGGGGAAAUUAGGCUGAUGACAGAUACCAGAGGUUUUUCUCCAACAGGUGGUGAUCACAUAAGAUUCCCUAUUACAGUGUACUUCAGGUUUACCAAGAUUCUCCUUUAGUGUCUGCACUUUGGAACUGGGAGAGAAUAACUGGAAAACGUGGAAAAAGAUUCCAUGUGUUCUCGCCAUCUGUUUCCACAGUGUCAGAUUAGCCUUCUGUGUAGAACGGAGAGGUAGUUCCUGGUUUUAACCGAGUCUAUGGCUGCAGUUCCACCUCAGAUACUUCAACAAGAUACCGGGAACAUUUGAAGAAAGUCAGUCCGGGCAGAUUCUAUCACAGAUUAUUUUAUUUUGGUGUUAACUUGUACUCACUGAUGAAAUCUGAGAACACAAAGAAUUACUGUCAUGAAGUUAUGCUUUAAAUCAGCGGUCCCCAACCUUUUUUGCGCCACGGACCGGUUUGUGCCCGACAAUAUUUUCACGGACCGGCCUUUAAGGUGUCGCGGAUAAAUACAACAAAAUAAAACUAGUACCGGUACCGAAAAAAAGAAGAUUUUUUCAUACCACACGUGAAAAGACCCAGGAAAACCGAGUUAACGAAAAAAACGAUAACAAAAUAACGCUAAAAACCGAUAAAAACCCUGAAAACCAUACAUUUCACACCCGAGUCUCAACUCUCGCGGACCGGUCCGUGGCCCGGGGGUUGGGGACUGCUGCUUUAAAUAACCUAGCUUUGUUGCUAACUUUAUUUGGAGCUAAAGCUGAAAGUUAGCACAGUCAAAUUGCUGGCAGUGACCUUUCAUUGCACACAAACUACUUGCUUAACUGGACUUUAGUUGUGGAUGAUAAUGUUACUUCUAAUUUUAAUGUGUGUAAUUCCUGUGUCUGGCUUCAGGCAGUCAAGAACACGUUGGUUUGACCACUUAUUUUAAGUCAGGUGUUAGCAGGUAACUUGGUGAUUGAAAUAGAAUAGAAUACCUACUUUAUUGUCAUAAAAUAAGCUAAUAAGAACCACAGUGCAAAACAAGCUAAUAAGACUUCCUCUGUCUCUUGCCAGUCCCCGUUUUUUCUGUCAGCAAGCUGUGCUAACAUUUGUGCUUAACCCUCCUGUUUGAUUCCAGCCUACAUUAGCUUAGCAGCGAUGAAUGAUUGGAUGUCAGCCUAAUCAGUGACUCCAGCACUAACAACAUGUACUACCAAGUGCACGUGCAUCUAUUAUGGCCUUAUGAGAAGAGCUCCAUAACCUCUUUUUUCUGUCCCUUGCUUGAAUCAGUGACACACGGGGGUAAUGCUACACACAUGACAACUGUACACUAAUGUAAAAAGCACACAGUGGGGUGAGUUGUGGAAAGACCCCAAACACUGACCUAGCUCUUUACAUUGAUAGACUUUCAUCCCUCUUAAGUCAGCAGAGUAAAGCCUCUUUUUGGACAGCUGAUCCAAUAUUAAUCUCACUGACUGUGAAGUGGGUGUGGUGGGGGUCAAGUAGCUAAUCACUUAAACUAACUAUAGAACAUAAAGAUGGUGAAGCUUUGAUGAGUAGCUGUAACUAUAAAACUAAACAAAAUGACGAUUAACAAACACAAACACGGCACAAUGUUCAACUUUAAAACAAUUAAGUACAAAAAGUGUAUAACAAUUU
Molecule: messenger RNA, 4550 nt
Organism: Pelmatolapia mariae (spotted tilapia)
Lineage: Eukaryota; Metazoa; Chordata; Actinopteri; Cichliformes; Cichlidae
Product: retinoic acid receptor beta-like
Exons: 8
Coding region: 673-2064 (463 amino acids)
Biological process (GO): retinoic acid receptor signaling pathway; regulation of transcription by RNA polymerase II; cellular response to corticotropin-releasing hormone stimulus
Cellular component (GO): nucleus; transcription regulator complex
Molecular function (GO): RNA polymerase II cis-regulatory region sequence-specific DNA binding; nuclear receptor activity; nuclear glucocorticoid receptor binding
Source: RefSeq, a predicted model, not a curated record